This is a messenger RNA of Sesamum indicum (sesame), 1339 nucleotides long. It is a transcript of the gene ECHID, whose product is annotated as enoyl-CoA hydratase/isomerase D. Gene Ontology annotation, molecular function: 1,4-dihydroxy-2-naphthoyl-CoA synthase activity. Gene Ontology annotation, cellular component: cytosol. The record is from RefSeq and is a predicted model, not a curated record. Gene Ontology annotation, biological process: menaquinone biosynthetic process. Lineage: Eukaryota; Viridiplantae; Streptophyta; Magnoliopsida; Lamiales; Pedaliaceae.
CAACUACUCUACAGUGUAGCAACACAGCAUAAAUUAGCACUAGUAAACGCUACUCUGUAAUAGAAAUUGUGAGCAGGUGUUGAAAUCUGAUUAGCAGACUUGUAGCAAUGGCUGGAAUGACGGGCAAGGAAUUCGAGGCAAUCAACAGGAGAAUGGCCUCUCUCGUCGGCCAUCUCCUUCCAGCCCAAGGCGCCGGAACCUCGAAUGCCAGCAUUGCCUUGUCGAAUUGCAGCUCGCAAUUCAACGACACAUACCAUCGGGUGCACGGUGACGUCCCGUCCCACAUCCCUGAAUGGAAACCGGCCUUGGAUGAAUCCGGCAAGGAGUUCAUUGACAUUAUCUAUGAAAAAGCUGUCGGCGAAGGCAUCGCUAAGAUAACGAUUAACAGGCCGGAGAGGAGAAACGCUUUCCGGCCUCAGACGGUGAAGGAGCUCAUGCGUGCAUUCAACGAUGCCAGAGAUGAUAACUCUAUUGGAGUUAUCAUUUUCACUGGGAAGGGCACUAAGGCGUUUUGCAGUGGAGGAGAUCAGUCAUUCAGAGGCAAGGAAGGUUACGCUGAUUACGAUAACUUUGGUCGCCUCAAUGUUCUAGAUCUGCAGGUCCAAAUUCGUCGCCUUCCCAAGCCAGUAAUAGCAAUGGUUGCAGGGUAUGCUGUGGGGGGUGGACAUGUGCUCCAUAUGGUCUGUGACUUAACAAUUGCAGCAGAUAAUGCUGUUUUUGGUCAGACAGGACCUAAGGUUGGAAGCUUCGACGCUGGUUUUGGGGCCUCAAUCAUGUCUCGUUUGGUUGGGCCAAAACGAGCGCGUGAAAUGUGGUUUACGGCGAGGUUUUACAGCGCUGCCGAAGCAGAGAAAAUGGGACUUGUCAAUACUGUUGUUCCUCUGGAGAGGCUUGAAGAGGAGACAAUCAAAUGGUGUCGGGAGAUUAAUAGGAACAGCCCAAUGGCAGUUCGUCUGUGCAAGUCAGCUGUCAAUGCAGCUGAUGACGGCCAUCUUGGACUUCAGCAAAUUGGAGGAGAUGCCACGCUUCUCUUCUAUGGAUCUGAGGAAGGAAGCGAGGGGAAGAACGCAUACUUGCAACGCAGAAAGCCCGACUUCUCAAGAUUUCCUCGUCUUCCAUGAUGUUGUCUUGAGCAACAAAUGUACGCGUGUGCUUAUGAUGUCCGAUUUGAGAAAUAAUGUGUGGGAAAGAAUAAAGUUGUAGGGAGAUUGCGAAAAUAUGGUCCCUAAGUAUUAUUGUUAUUACAAUCACAGACAAAUUGGCAACUCCACAGUUUGUCUAGUGAUCUUCUUUUCUGAAUUAAAUGAAUUCUCCUCCAAGAUUGCUGCUUUUGCCAUAA